GAAAGAGUAGGAAAAAACAGGAUUCUUCAAAAAAAAAAAAAAAGAGAAACAAAAAGAAGAACAGAGUACAUUGUAAAUUCCAUUCCAAUUCGAAUGGCGGAGACACAACAGAAAGAGAAGAUGGUGAAUGGAAAUAGCUGCGAAGUAUCUUGUCAUUCGAAUCCUGAUCCUUCAACACCACCACCGUCUGAUCGUCCUGUUCGUGUUUAUGCUGAUGGGAUCUAUGAUCUCUUCCACUUUGGCCACGCUCGCUCCCUUGAACAAGCUAAAAAAGCGUUUCCGAACACCUACUUGCUUGUCGGAUGUUGCAAUGAUGAAAUCACACACAAAUACAAGGGAAAAACUGUCAUGACAGAGGAAGAGCGUUAUGAAUCUCUUCGCCAUUGCAAGUGGGUGGAUGAAGUCAUUCCUGGUGCGCCUUGGGUGAUUGAUCAAGAAUUUCUUGACAAGCACAAUAUUGACUACGUCGCUCAUGAUUCUCUACCCUAUGCUGAUGCCAGUGGAGCAGGAAAGGAUGUCUAUGAAUUUGUAAAAAAAGUUGGAAGGUUCAAAGAAACAAGAAGAACUGAUGGCAUUUCUACGUCGGACAUUAUAAUGAGGAUUGUCAAAGACUAUAACCAGUAUGUCUUACGUAAUUUGGAUCGAGGAUAUUCGAGAAAAGAGCUUGGUGUUAGCUACGUAAAGGAAAAGCGACUGAGGGUGAACAUGAGGUUGAAGAAACUACAAGAGAAAGUGAAGGAACAUCAAGAAAAAGUUGGAGAAAAGUUUCAAAUUGUUGCAAUGCAUCGUAAUGAAUGGGUGGAAAAUGCUGAUCGUUGGGUUGCUGGAUUCCUUGAGAUGUUUGAAGAAGGUUGCCAUAAAAUGGGCACAGCCAUCAGGGAUCGAAUUCAAGAGCGAUUGAGAGGGCAGCUGUCAAAUGGGCUGCUGGAAAAUGGUAAGGCAAACAGUGAAGACGAUGAUGAAGAGUAUUAUUAUGAUGAUGAUGAUUAUGAUGACGAUGACGAUGAAGAAUAUUAUACCGAGACAUAUGACAAAGAUGCGAAAAGUAAGAAGUAGAUUGCCUUAUUCAUGCUUUACUGGUAAGAGUUCCAAUCAGAAACGUGCCUUGAUGAUUACUUGUUUUGGGUGCUUUUGUAAGGUGCUUGUAUAAUGGUCGUGGCAAGUAAGGUUUGUUGCUUGGUUUUGCUAUAGGGAGUCUGGAUUUGAGUCUUGUUUUUGUAAUUUUAUUACUUUUCUAUCAAGGGAGCUUGGUUUCAGUUGAAA
Populus trichocarpa (black cottonwood) is the source of this 1263-nucleotide messenger RNA. RefSeq names its product choline-phosphate cytidylyltransferase 1. Bases 94 to 1056 code for a protein of 320 amino acids. Gene Ontology annotation, molecular function: phosphatidylcholine binding; choline-phosphate cytidylyltransferase activity. Gene Ontology annotation, biological process: CDP-choline pathway. The record is from RefSeq and is a predicted model, not a curated record. Lineage: Eukaryota; Viridiplantae; Streptophyta; Magnoliopsida; Malpighiales; Salicaceae. The transcript is spliced from 8 exons.